This is a messenger RNA of Alligator mississippiensis (American alligator), 3941 nucleotides long. RefSeq names its product RING finger protein 39. The coding region runs from base 32 to 397 and encodes 121 amino acids. The record is from RefSeq and is a predicted model, not a curated record. NCBI's taxonomy places the organism in Eukaryota, Metazoa, Chordata, Crocodylia, Alligatoridae. The transcript is spliced from 3 exons.
GGCGGGAGCUCAAGGAGGAGGGAGCCCAGCUAUGGAAGGGAUGGGGCUUGUCGCUCAGCUUCACCGCUCCACCAUCUGCCCCGUGUGCCGGGACCACUUCAAGGAUCCGGUGCUGCUGGAUUGUGACCACAGCUACUGUCGGGCUUGCAUCACGGGCUUCUGGGCCCGAGGUGGUGCGCAGGUCCUGUCCUGCCCCCAGUGCCACAGGGUCUUUGAAAAGAAGAACCUCCGUACCCACGUCAAGCUGGCCGUGGAGGUCAAGAUCGCCCAGAACCUCAGCGCCAAGACAGCCCAGGACCCUCUGACCCCCAAGUGCCGGCGAGGGCGCAGGGGCUGCCUCCCCGUGUCUGUCGUUCCAGAGAGGAAGCAGGACAUUGGGAAGAUCUGCAGCUGCUGACAUGUCUCUGUAUCUCUACACUGCUUGACCCCGCCUGAUCCUCUUGGACCAUCUUAGAAGCAUCCAUCUGGACCUCUGAGCAGCCCUUGCUCCAGGACAGGCCCGAGGGACCCUGGUGUGCGGAGAUGCUGGGUUGUUGCCUUUGACUGUGAGGUGCAGAGGGCUGACCUGGGGGAUGACUAGGCCCUGAAGCUGCCAAGCAGUUGCCCAUAGUAAGGAUGAGCUGAGAAGCCUGGAGCAGAGCUGUGGGCACUACUAGGUGCUGCUGUGUCCCCAGGUCCGUGCUGCUGAUACAGGUCACCUUGGACUGUGAUGAGGGACACAUGGCUUCCUAGGAUUCAGACACCAUGGAGCUACUGAUUGCUUUUCACGAGGAUGCUGUGUCCCUUCUGGUGUGCCUUGGGCCCACAGGAGCAUUCAGCUUGCUGUUCUCACCACGAUGCGCGGUGGAAGAGGAUGUCUGGCCCGCAAAACAUGUAGGCACCUCACCCCUCUUGAGGGGGUCAGGGUGGGUCAUGAUAGCUGUCUUCCACCUGCCACAUGCAGAGGAGCUGGGGCAGAAGCACAUACAGCACCCUGUGCUGAGCAUCAGCUCAGUACUUUCAGGGGUUAUGUUUAGAGAGCAGCAGGCACUUGGGAUUCCUGGGACUUGUCGGUUCUCAGCCUGCCAACUCAGAGAUCGACCCUGCUAAGAGCCAGAUUUCCCCUUAAUGCAGGGCAUCGGGUACAUAUGGGACUUCAGGGGCCAUUGGUUGAAGAUAGCUUCCCUAGGAGGGGAAAAGCCUGAGGUUCAAGUCUCCACCCUUCUGAGCCAGCGUGUGCCCCUGACCUGGGGCAGGAUCAGAGCCAAGACUCCCCAGGGAGAAGGGCUCUAUAUCCCAACUCCUCCUGCCUGCAGCAUUUCAGUUCACUCUACUCGCCCUCUUCCCACAAGGGCACUUACGCUACUUCCCCAACAUAGCCCUGACUCCACCAGGAUUGCCUUGUAUUUAUGUUUGAUGCACUCUGCCUAUUUUUAAUGUGCAUUUAUCUCAGCCCUUUACCCUACUGCAAGUUGGAAAAUAAAUUCACAAGGGAGAUGGGGACCAUUCAUUCUGUGACAGAGGUGGGGAAGACCUGGCUCAGAAAUCAGCACUGCUUCACUCAGGCCUUGCUACCUGUGUCUUGCUUUUUUAUGUGAGUUGGGGGAAUUUCCAGCAAAGUCAGACGUGCAUUUGGGGCCAAGGUGAGUCCAUCUCCUGGGAACAACUCUCAUCUCAUCCUAGUGAAGCACUGACAAGGAGGAGUUAUGUUUUGAAGACCAGCUGAGGCAUAAAGGAAAUGACUGGCAAAAGGCAUUAACAGACCUGGGAGUAGUACCCAUGAGUCCUAAGUGCCAGCCGUUUUCUCCCAUCCUCACUUAUCUCCCAGGCCUGGGGAUAGAUGCCAAGUCUUAAUGAUUGGACUCCCUGCUCCGCAAGCUCACUUCCUCCUCAAAGCUGGAGACAGAACCCAGGAAUUUCAAUUCCACUUCCCCACCCCCAGCUGUAAACACUAAACUCCACUUUCCUCCCCCCAGCUAGAAAUAGGACCCAGGAAUCCUGACGUGCAGGCCCAGUCUGCUCUAAGAACAAUGCAACUCCUAGAAUUUUCCCAUAAAAGGCAAAUGUUAGCUCCAACUUGAUGCAUAAAAUGCAAUCCCUCCAGGAUGGAUUGUGCCAAGCGCUUCCCUUAAAGGCUGCUUGUUUAGCACCAGUCCCCACAAGCAGGUUGCCGGGGGGCUUCAGGCGGAUCGGAAACUCCACCUGGAUUUUCGAUGCAUUACCAACAACCUUCCUGUCUCUGCAUGUUUCUUGUAGGUGAGAGAAGCAGGGAAACAGUUCUUGAUGGGGCUGGGCUGAGCUGGGCUCCAGCCCCUUCCAGCUAUUAUUAGAUCCUCCAGUGUUAGCUGCUCAGGAAGCCCGGGGCCAGCAGCAGGGAGCUGCGAGUCAUCGCUCUGUUAUGCUCUACAGCCAGGUUUGAACGCAUGCAAUCAGUCUAGAAGCAGGUGCCUCUGUAGCAUGACCUAAAGAAUAGUUCUACAUGUCCUGACUCCUAGGUUCCCUCCCGGAGAGCACAAAGCUGGCAUGAGAUACCCUUCAUCAGCAUUGUUCCCAGUCAGCUAGCAGGGAGCACUAUGCUGUCUCAGGAAACAGAAGCUGAAUGAAAUAUAGCAAAGCACUUCACAUACAUAGUGCCUAAGCUCCCAGGCUCUGCUGCUCAGAAAUCAAAGCCAUGGCCUAGCUCUUAAUACUUCAGCCCCCUCCAUUUUCCCCUUAUGCUGUUGUAAGAAACUAUUAGGUACCAACUGUGCCGCACAACAGAGGUGGCUGUAUCUUAGUGCUGGGCAAGCCACCCAUCUGCAGGGUUGCUGUCCGGCUCUCAGCUGGCCUCUGUACCGCAUGCCAGAAGUAGAUUCAUUUCAAUGCAGUGAAACAUCUCUGUAUAGUGUUUAAUGUAAUGGAGCUCUCAUUCCCUACAGAUAGAUGCCUCUUACUGUUGAUCGUCGAUCCAUCUGCAGCACUGCUGCACAGUUGUUAUUCGGCUGUGCAGAGCGGAGGUGGUUCUAUUUCCAAACAGGAUGAGUAAUUCCUGUGCAGCGUUACUGUACAAGUGUUACUCAGCUGCUAUGUUCCUCCCCAGAAUGGGCUGCAUACAUGCGGCAGAUCUUAGUACUUGGACUGAGAAUUACAGGAAGAUAAGAGAUUAAACCUGACAGCAACAAUACUAUCCUCUAGGGGCACUGUGCCUUAUCUGCCUCUUAUUACAAGCAAAAAAGCUCCAUGAUACUGCUGAGUGCUGAAAGGCAGCAGAUAGCACAGCUCUUAACGGUGGGGGUGGGGAAAAAUAGCAUUGCAGAGGUAUUUAAGAUUGCCAAAGGGCAAAAUAAUAACCUGAAGGAAUGCACGCUUUGUAGCUUCUGCAGGCCAAGCAUGUGUGCAGUCUCUCCCCUUCUCUCUCUCUCGUGCACACACACACACACACAUACAGCCUCUGCACAGCUACACCCCCUGCCUCCCCAUCCACUGCAGGGUCUUACCUAUAACUCCUCACCUCCUUCCUCAAGCCAGGGACCCUGAAUCCAGGCCUCCCAUUCUCUCCUCAUCACUAAGGGGAAGCAUGUCAUCAGCUCAGGUGACGAGAUGCCAGCAUCUCUGGGUGAUGGAACGCCAACAGCCACAGGGGCAAGGCCAAGUGCAGCAAAGGACUCUUUUCAAGGUGAUCAACAGAGUCAGGGCAAAGGAAAUCCAGUUCAUUCUUUGUAAUACAGAAAGAAAAAAAAAAACCAAGGUGCAGCACUGGGUCUUGGGGAGAUAAUUUCUCUUUUUAUCUUAGAAAUAAAUAUCAUUUGGUCAGGUCUUGCCUUCCCCACUUUGCUGGAGGUCUCCAUGGAGGAGGUUAACAUGUGGACCAGAAGACCUUGGAAGACGGGUAGAAACUGACUGUCACUGAAAGACUCUUACCCUCUGUAUUUUUUUUUUUUUUAGAUUUAGAUGCCAAUAAAGGGUACCAAAUCAAAUACAAA